GAAAAAGGGCGUGUAUGGGGAUGUGGGAGACACCAACAAUACCAGAACAGGUUUGUCGGCUAAAUUAGCCUCCCUGGCAUUUCCACCUGCUUGCUGCUCCUUUCGUCCCCACCGACCGGGACAAAAGAAAAGCGCCCGGCGAGUUUUGGAUGGCGGCGACCACUACUCAGUCUAUGGGAAGUCUGCCCAGCGGACUGGCAAUAUGCGUGACCGUGCCGGAUAUGUUCUAUCUGCCCGAACUGGUGACAGGUGGGCUGGUGUGGAUCUUGGUGGCGUCCACCCACGUGGAGCCCCCCAACCCUCUGGGCUGGGUGAUGUUCGUGUCUGUCUUCUGCUUCUUCAUGACCCUCCUCUGGGUGGUCCUCUUCAUCGCCGGGUGUCACAAGAACGGCUCGGCGUGGGUCACCGCUGUAAGGCCACAAGAUUUUGCUUAUCACGCUUUGGCUGCAUUGUUCUACCUAAGUGCUGGGGUCAAUUUAGCCUUCAUCACCUUUAUCAUGAAAUCAGGAGCGCUCCGAAUCUACCAGAUUGACAUCGCUGCUGUGGUGUUUGCCUUCAUGGCCACGCUGCUCUACUUCAUUCAUGCCGUCCUGUCGUCCCUGAGGUGGAAACACUUUUGAAAAGACAACAAUCCUCGAAACGACCAACAUUUCAAUGACCGUAGUAUUAGCAUUUCCUACUUAGCUUGAACUAGCAUUUGUUUUAGACGUUGACUUCUUUUCUAUUGCUCUUUCAUAUCCUCAAAAAAAAAAUCAAUAUAACAAAACAUGUUUGCCGUGUUUUUUUCAACCC
Molecule: messenger RNA, 792 nt
Organism: Hippocampus zosterae (dwarf seahorse)
Lineage: Eukaryota; Metazoa; Chordata; Actinopteri; Syngnathiformes; Syngnathidae
Product: myelin and lymphocyte protein-like
Exons: 4
Coding region: 150-620 (156 amino acids)
Biological process (GO): myelination
Cellular component (GO): membrane
Molecular function (GO): structural constituent of myelin sheath
Source: RefSeq, a predicted model, not a curated record